AUGGCCACGCUUCAACCAGGCCUGUCCCCGCCCUCGUGCCACCGAGGACCUUGGGGGCCUCAGGGUGCUCCCCCCGCCAAGAAGAUGAAGAAAGCCGUCCUCUUCUUCGAGGUGGAGAUCCUGGAUGCCCGGACGCGGGAGAAGCUCUGCUUCCUUGAUAAGGUGGAGCCCCACGCCACCAUCGCCGAGAUCAAGAGCCUCUUCACCAAAGCCCAUCCCCAGUGGUACCCGGCCAGACAGUCCCUGCGCCUGGACCCUAAGGGCAGGUCGCUGAAGGACGAGGAUGUGCUGCAGAGUCUGCCCGUGGGCACCACCGCCACCUUCUACUUCCGUGACCUGGGGGCCCAGAUCAGCUGGGUGACGGUCUUCCUGACGGAGUAUGCGGGGCCGCUGCUCAUCUACCUCGUGUCCCCAACCCCUCCUGCUUCCCCCCAGAACUGCACCUACUACUGGGGCUUCGCCGCCUGGAUGGCCUAUUACAUCAACCACCCGCUGUACACCCCCCCCGCCACCCACUGUACACCCCCCUUGGUGCAUGUCACUGUCACUGUCCCCGUCACCUUCCCUCUCCCCUGUCACACCAACCACCCGCUGUACACCCCCUCCG
Messenger RNA from Charadrius vociferus (killdeer), 607 nucleotides. RefSeq names its product very-long-chain enoyl-CoA reductase-like. Gene Ontology annotation, molecular function: oxidoreductase activity. The annotation marks the transcript as partial. Gene Ontology annotation, biological process: very long-chain fatty acid biosynthetic process. The record is from RefSeq and is a predicted model, not a curated record. The transcript is spliced from 8 exons. Lineage: Eukaryota; Metazoa; Chordata; Aves; Charadriiformes; Charadriidae.